Messenger RNA from Diplodia corticola, 2715 nucleotides. RefSeq names its product gtpase binding protein rid1. The coding region runs from base 1 to 2715 and encodes 904 amino acids. NCBI's taxonomy places the organism in Eukaryota, Fungi, Ascomycota, Dothideomycetes, Botryosphaeriales, Botryosphaeriaceae. The record is from RefSeq and is a predicted model, not a curated record. Gene Ontology annotation, molecular function: small GTPase binding; actin binding. Gene Ontology annotation, biological process: actin cytoskeleton organization. The transcript has 4 exons.
AUGAGUGCCAUCGGCAGCCAAAGGCUGGCCACCGCGCCAGACCGCCCAAGUCACAGGCGCAACCGAUCUGCGACCACCAUCAAGUCCAUUCUCACCGGCCUCAAUCACAAGCGCUCGCCCUCCGACGGCACCGCUCUCGCGGUUCCCGACCCCAAGGACGCCCGCCGGCCCAGGAGCUCUCAGGCUGCAAUGGCUUCGAUGCCCGUGUUGCCGCCCGACCACCCGCACGCGCAGCGCGUGCUCGGCGAAAUCCACAACCAGCCCGGUGGUCCCGCGUCGCCCCGGAAAUCCAAGGACGGUCGCGACGGCAGGAUGCGCGGCCUGCACAAAAAGACCCUCAGCACCGUCUCCCUCCGCUCGCUCGCCAAGGAGAGGGAAAAGUCCAAGGACGGCGCCAAAGAUGAGCAAAAGGAUUAUUUGCGACCGCGCAGCGAGGACAAGAUGAAAAAGCCAAAGUCCUCGACCAGCCUUUCCGCCGUCUUCUCCAAGGCCAAGUCCCAGAAAAAGGGCAACGCCAACGCUAGCAGAGACAAGGAGAACACCACACCGCCGCACUCUGCGACGGAGCCGAGUCACACCCCCAUCUGGGCUGAGUUUUCCUCGCAGAGGCCGUCCGAAGACUAUCACGAGAUCACCACCACCACUACCAUUCCGCUUGCUGUCCAGCGCGACAUUGAGCAUGAAAUCGCCCUGUACACCCCUGCCGACUACACCCCCACCAAACAGCGCAACUUCUACGACGUCGACAAGCCCACCCUGCAGCAACGCCACCCCUCGGGCGGCUCGACGCGUUCCAAGUCCCGCCCCAAUUCGUGGUACCUACCCAAGAGCGCCUCGGCCCACUCCUUCGUCGAGACGCUAUCGAGGAAGAGCGAAGAGAAAAAACAGACGCUUGGGGGCAAAGCACAGACAUUUGUAGACAACUGGAAGGCGAGGGGGGAGUCAAGACGGCCCUCCGCCGAGGAGUCCACACUGCGCCGUACCAAUUCUCAGAAACAUAAAGGGGAGGACGAGAAGAGGCAGGUCGAGUCAGCGCUGGCGUCGAAACGGGGCUCCAAGGUCAUGGCGGCUGUUGCAGCCAUCAACGGUCGUUCGACCCAGCCGGAGCCGGAGACGCCUCUUGAUCAGGAGCAAAUCGACGCCGAGUUUGAGGCUGUGCUGGAUUCUAGGAAUAUUCCCGAGAACUUGCGCUCCAAGAUGCGCAGCUUGAACACCCGUGUCAAGGCUGAUUUCAUCAGCAAAAACAAGAUCGAGGAACCAAAGUCAGCAGUCGAGCCGGUCCAGAGAACAUCGAUUUGGGGAAAGCCUACAGUCGGCCGCAGAACCACAUCCGAUCAAAGCAGCGACCGCAUCCUUCCCGACUCCGACGAUCCGGCAAAGAGCCCCAGACCGCGUAGUAAGACCUUUACGUUCAGUAGAGGCGAUAAGGGUGAGAAGCAAAAGUCUGAAGUGCCACCGCCCGACAGGUCCUCCAAGAGCUACGACGCGCAGAAGUCCCCUUCGUCAAAGUCGCUCUCCUCUGCCACAGGAUCCUCUUUUUUCAGCCGCGCCCCCAAGGCUGCUACGCCAGAAGAGUUCGUCGCGUACCUCAGGAAAGUUCAGAAGCCUGAACUGGUCGAGGUGGGCAAGUUACACAAGCUCAGGCUGCUUCUAAGGAAUGAGACGGUUGCUUGGGUCGACGCUUUCAUCUGCCAGGGCGGCAUGAUGGAGAUUGUUGGCUUGCUCGAACGCAUCAUGCAGAUCGAAUGGCGGGAGGAGCAUGAGGACACUCUUCUGCAUGAGUCUCUACUCUGCCUCAAGGGACUCUGUACGACCAAGAUUGCAUGUCAAAAGCUAUGCGAAAUCGAAUCCACCCUGUUUCCUGCGCUUUUGGCCAUGCUCUUCGAUGAGGAACACAAAGGACCUAGCGAGUUUACUACUCGCGGUCUCAUCAUGAGCCUUUUGUUCGCCCAUUUAUGCUCCGCUCUUGAGACACCAGAAGAGCUCCCCGGACGCGCGCGUACCAUUCUGAAAUACCUUCAGGGACCUCAAAAGCCUGAAGAAGCCCGUCCAGUUCCAUUCAUUCUGGAGAUGCAUCAGCCAAGGCCCUAUCGGAUUUGGUGCCAGGAAAUUGUGAACGUAACCAAAGAGGUAUUCUGGAUCUUCCUCCAUCACCUGAAUGUGAUCCCUUUCGGAUCAGACAGCUUGGAAAACGAUGGAAACAAGCCGGCUAUGGACGGUCAGAAGUUUGCCCAACAUCACUUUCCCCAGCCGCGCCCGCCGGUCCCUGCCGCUCCCUACGUCGGAGGCGUGGAGUGGGAUGCAACCAACUACAUCUCCACCCACCUCGACCUGAUGAAUGGCAUUCUUGCGUCGCUUCCGACCGUGGAAGAGCGCAAUGAUCUGCGCUACGAUCUCCGUGCUUCCGGCUUCGAGAAAGUUAUGGGCGGCCAACUGCGCACUUGCAAAGAGAAGUUUUACGGCGCGGUGCAUGAUGGCCUCAAGACCUGGGUCAAGGCCGCUGUAGCCGACGGUUGGGAGGUUAAAGACGUGCGCAUGGGCCUGCGGGAAGACAAAAUCAUGUCCCCGAAGAAGGCAGGCCCAAGAAAGAAGGUGGAAGCACCGCCCAAGAUUGAGACUCCCAAGGUUGAAAUACCUGGUCUUGAUUUUGGCAGUGAAUUGGAGAAGGGGUUGAGCCACGAAAGAAAAGAAAAUGCCGGAGACUUCUGGCUUUGA